CGGGGGUCCCCGGCGCUCGGAGGCGCCGGCCACAGCGCCCGCGCCCCGGAGCCGGCCGCCAGGGCGCAGCGAGUCUGGAAAAGUUGGCGAGGAGGCCUGGAGAACCUAGGCAUUUCCAUGCUGCGCUGCCGCCCGAGCUCUGGAUCCACCUCGCUGUGGUGGCCUGUGGCAACCGGCUGGAGGAGACGCUGGUCAUGCUCAAGUCGGCUGUGCUCUUCAGCCACAGGAAGAUGCAGUUUCACAUCUUCACCGAAGACGCCCUGAAGCCUGAGUUUGACAAGCAGUUACGACAGUGGCCUGACUCUUAUACGAAGAAGUUUGAGCACAGAAUCUACCCCAUCACCUUCUCUGUUGGAAACUCUCAAGAAUGGAAGAAAUUAUUCAAACCCUGUGCUGCCCAGAGACUCUUUCUUCCGGUGAUUCUGAAGGAUGUGGACUCCCUCCUCUACGUGGACACCGAUGUUCUCUUUCUGAGGCCUGUCGAUGACAUCUGGAAGCUUUUGAGGCAGUUUAAUUCUACACAGCUUGCUGCCAUGGCUCCUGAGCAUGAGAUCCCGAAGAUUGGCUGGUACAGCCGCUUUGCCCGGCAUCCUUUCUAUGGCUCUGCAGGAGUUAACUCGGGAGUCAUGUUAAUGAAUUUAACUCGAAUAAGAAGCACCCAGUUCAAGAGCAGCAUGAUUCCGACAGGCUUGGCUUGGGAGGACAUGCUGUACCCUCUGUACCAGAAGUACAAGAAUGCCAUCACGUGGGGAGACCAGGAUUUAUUAAAUAUUAUUUUUUAUUUCAACCCAGAGUGUCUCUAUGUGUUCCCCUGCCAGUGGAACUACCGUCCCGAUCACUGCAUGUACGGGAGCAACUGCAAGGAGGCUGAGCGGGAGGGAGUGUCUGUCCUUCAUGGGAACCGGGGCGUGUACCAUGACGACAAGCAGCCAACCUUCAGAGCUCUCUAUGAAGCCAUUCGGGACUUUCCCUUUCAAGACAAUCUCUUUCAAUCCAUGUACUACCCUCUCCAGCUGAAGUUUUUGGAAACUGUGCACACUCUUUGUGGACGAAUCCCACAAGUUUUCCUGAAGCAAAUUGAGAAAACAAUGAGAAGGGCCUAUGAGAAACACGUCAUCAUCCAUGUUGGCCCCAACUACAUGCACUGAAUAUGUUGUCUAGUCGCAAACCAAUUAGACAUCUUGUGACCAAGGAAACAAUCUUUAUGCAGCCUGGAUCUUUUUAUGUGACUAUUUAAUGGUGUUCCAUGACUAUUGAGUUUUAAAAGCCUUGUUAAAUUUUACUAAAUUAGUUGCCUCUAAAAGAGAA
Messenger RNA from Chinchilla lanigera (long-tailed chinchilla), 1308 nucleotides. It is a transcript of the gene Gxylt2, whose product is annotated as glucoside xylosyltransferase 2. Gene Ontology annotation, molecular function: UDP-xylosyltransferase activity. Gene Ontology annotation, biological process: protein O-linked glycosylation via N-acetylgalactosamine. NCBI's taxonomy places the organism in Eukaryota, Metazoa, Chordata, Mammalia, Rodentia, Chinchillidae. The record is from RefSeq and is a predicted model, not a curated record.